Messenger RNA from Oryzias latipes (Japanese medaka), 1508 nucleotides. RefSeq names its product potassium channel tetramerization domain containing 9b (gene kctd9b). The record is from RefSeq and is a predicted model, not a curated record. Gene Ontology annotation, molecular function: protein binding. NCBI's taxonomy places the organism in Eukaryota, Metazoa, Chordata, Actinopteri, Beloniformes, Adrianichthyidae. Gene Ontology annotation, biological process: protein homooligomerization.
GGCGGUGAGACCUGCCGGAGAAGUCUGUGGAGAGGCAGGAAACGCGCUGUUGUGACCGGGAAUCAGAGCAGGUUCGCGGCUGAACGCUCCACCGCGCGGCCGUCGGCAUGAGGAGAGUCACGGUUUUCGUCAGCGGGACCUCCACCAACGGAAAGGUGGUGGCGCUGUUCGGGUCCAUGGAGGACCUGCUGAGCGCGGCCAGCUCCAAGCUGGGGGUCCGGGCCUCCAGCGUCUACAACGGAAACGGGGGCCUCAUCGACGACAUGUCGCUCAUCAGAGAUGAUGACGUGCUCUUCAUCUCAGAGGAGGACUCCUGUGAAGACCCUCGGAGUCAGACCCACACCGACUGGCUGACGCUGAACGUGGGGGGCCGCCUCUUCACCACCACCCGGAGCACGCUGGUCAGUAAGGAACCGGAGAGCAUGCUGGCGCACAUGUUCGGAGGGAAAGACGUUUGGGCGAACAAGCGGGACUCUCACGGGGCGUACCUGAUCGACCGCAGUCCCGAGUACUUUGAGCCCAUCCUGAAUUACCUGAGGCACGGACAGCUGAUCAUCAACGAGGGCAUCAACCCUCUGGGCGUGCUGGAAGAAGCUCGCUUCUUCGGCAUCGAGCAGCUGGCUGAGCAGCUGGAGACCCUCAUAAAGUCCUGCCGCCCCCCCGACGACCACUCCCCCCUGACCCGAAAGGAGUUUAUCCGCUUCCUGUUGGCAACGACCACCAAGUCGGAGCUGCGCUGUCAGGGGCUGAACUUCAGCGGAGCAGAUCUGUCCCGUCUGGAUCUACGCUACAUCAACUUCAAGAUGGCUAACCUGAGUGGAGCCAACCUGUCCCACGCCAACCUGAGCGGCGCCAACCUGGAGCGGGCCGACCUGUCCGCGGCCUGCCUGGACUCAGCCAACCUGCAGGGCGUGAAGAUGCUGUGCAGCAACGCAGAGGGCGCGUCGCUGCGAGGCUGCAACUUUGAGGAUCCUGCAGGAGUCAAAGCCAACCUGGAAGGGGCCAACCUGAAGGGCGUGGACAUGGAGGGCAGUCAGAUGACGGGAAUCAACCUGCGGGUCGCCACGCUGAAAAACGCCAAACUGAAGAACUGCAACCUGAGAGGAGCCACGCUGGCCGGGACCGACCUGGAGAACUGCGACCUGUCCGGCUGCGACCUUCAAGAAGCCAACCUGAGAGGCUCCAACGUGAAGGGCGCCAUCUUCGAGGAGAUGCUGACGCCGCUGCACAUGUCACAGAGCGUGCGAUGAAACGUAGGACGUUUGAGGUCAACGCCCAACCGUGAUGCACGGCUUCGAUUCCUCGACGUGAAGCUCGUAUUUUUCUGAAACGGAACCGUUUUGGAUUGUUGUUUUAUUUUGAAAUGCUGUCGUACUUAUGCUUUUAUUUUGAAUGUCAGAAACACUAUUAGGUGUUUUAUCCUUGUCUGCUGAGUCACUGGUUGCCAUAGUGAUUCUGGCCUUUUCCUGCAUGAAGUUUAUUUUGAAAUAAAACGUUUUCAGAGAUCA